CUUAUGGACCGGCAAGGUGUUCUAUAAACAAUGGUGGUUGUUGGUCAGAAACUAGGAAUGGAGUAACUUUCUCAGCUUGCUCAGACUCCAAGGUAAACGGCUGUCAAUGCCCGGUUGGGUUUAGUGGGGAUGGUAAUAAAUGCGAAGAUGUUGACGAAUGUAAGGAAAGAAGUGUUUGUCAAUGUGAUGGCUGCAGCUGCAAGGAUACUUGGGGUAGUUACGAAUGUAAAUGCAAGGGAAAUCUUCUAUAUAUUAAGGAACAAGAUAUCUGUAUUGAAAGAAGUGGAUCACGAUUUGGAGGGUUCCUUGCCUUUGCGGUCAUAGCAGUUGUUGUGGGGGCUGGUCUAGCUGGUUACGUGUUCUACAAAUAUAGGCUCCGGUCUUACAUGGACUCCGAGAUCAUGGCUAUCAUGUCACAAUACAUGCCACUGGACCAGCAAAACAAUGUAGUUCAUGCUGAAACUCAGCCUUUACGACAACAAGGCACCGUGUAA
Messenger RNA from Sphenostylis stenocarpa, 494 nucleotides. NCBI's taxonomy places the organism in Eukaryota, Viridiplantae, Streptophyta, Magnoliopsida, Fabales, Fabaceae. The record is from the annotation of a GenBank genome assembly.